Molecule: messenger RNA, 1428 nt
Organism: Stomoxys calcitrans (stable fly)
Lineage: Eukaryota; Metazoa; Arthropoda; Insecta; Diptera; Muscidae
Product: phenoloxidase-activating factor 2
Exons: 3
Coding region: 95-1333 (412 amino acids)
Biological process (GO): proteolysis
Molecular function (GO): serine-type endopeptidase activity
Source: RefSeq, a predicted model, not a curated record
AGCGACGUCAACUCAAAUCAGUUCUUAAGAGAUUGUGCAGGCGAUCAGACGUUCACUUUCUACCGAUUUUGUGCAAUUAUUUGUUUCUAGCGGCAUGGUGUUUAAGUUAACCAGCUCCCUGUUGGUGUUUGGCCUGUUGUUUAUCCAAUCGAAUGGCCAACAGGGACUAAGUUUGGAGGAUCUGAUUAAUCAGGUCUUUACUCCAACCCCAAGCCAAGGAACAACGCAAGUUUUUACACCAACGCCAGCGCCCACACCCGCACCCACUCCAGAUACCAGGGUCAAUGCGAAUGGUGGAGCAGGUGCCUACAAAUCAUGUGGUCUAGACAAGGAAUGCGUACCGAGACAUUUGUGUGUUGAUGGCGCUAUCAGUACUACAGGCGAGAAUUUCAUCGAUAUUCGUAUAGACUCCACCUGCGCGUAUAACGAGCUUUGCUGCGACCUACCGAACAAGAGAUCAGAACCUGUUAUUCCUCCUUUGCCGCCUGUACUUCAUGGCGGAUGUGGUUGGCGCAACAAAGAUGGUGUUGGUUAUAGAGUCAUAGGCGACAACGAUCACGAAUCACAAUUCGGCGAGUUUCCGUGGAUGGUGGCCAUUUUGCGCACCGAAGAUGCAGCUGGUGAAAUAAUACAUUUGUAUGAUUGCGGCGGUUCUUUGAUUGCAGCCAAUGUUGUGUUGACGGCUUCUCACUGUGUUAUAAAUCGUGAGGCCAAUCAGUUGGUGGUGCGGGGUGGUGAAUGGGACACCCAGAACACAAAUGAGAUUUUGCCACAUGUUGAUAAACGUGUGCGCGAAAUAAUCAGACAUGAAAAGUACAACAAGGGCGCCCUCUACAAUGAUGUCGCACUUCUCAUAUUGGAAGAUCCUUUCAAUUGGCAGGAAAACAUCCGUCCUAUUUGCCUCCCUGAGCCAAACACAAACUUCGAUCGCAGUCGCUGCUACGCAACUGGGUGGGGCAAAGACAAGUUCAGCCGUGACGGUGAAUAUCAAGUCAUUCUAAAGAAAAUUGAUUUGCCCAUUGUGCCACAGGACACCUGCCAGCAGCAACUAAGACAAACUCGUUUGGGUCUCUACUUUAAUCUGCACGAAAGUUUUGUUUGCGCUGGCGGAGAAAAAGGCAAAGAUACAUGCAAGGGUGACGGCGGUUCCCCACUAGUCUGUCCUGUACCUGGUUCCCCAGAUCGCUUCUAUCAAGUCGGUAUUGUUGCAUGGGGAGUGGGCUGUGCUGAAGAAAACAUUCCCGGCGUUUACGCCAAUAUUCCCCACUUGCGUCCUUGGAUUUCUGAAAAACUUAGCGCUCGUGGCAUUCCCUUUGCCGACUUUACACCGUAAGAGACAGCGGGAAUCUGCUUUAAAUACUCGCAGUCAUCAAUGUACAUAAAUACUUAUGAUAGAAUUUAUAACCAAAUAAAAUUUCUUCAAAAUAA